UGUCGAUCUACUUCCUGUAAUGUAUCAUUUUAGUGUUCACUUUCGUUUUUUACUCAAUGUUUAAAAUUCUAAUGUUAUAGGCCUAUAGUCAAUUAUGAGCAGAAGUUUGGAGGAAUUAACUGACACUCCCUCAUUGUAAGGUCACAGUUUAAGCAGUUCAUCAUGACUCGAGGACUAGACACAAUUAACAUUUCUAAAGCCUCCACCUUAACGAACCUUUUCUACCUGUUCUUUCAUGGUGGAAAAGCUGCAGUCAUUCCAUUCCUCACGCUGUUCUUCCGCCUUGUUGGACUAAAUGCGUUGGAUGCUGGCAUCAUAAUUGCAGCCAAGACAUUGACUAGUCUUAUUUGGGCGCCGUUAUGGUCUCGGUGUGCGACUGCCUACAACAGGCACAGGCUUGUUCUCAUGCUUUCAUUAUUUAUGAUGAUGGUGACGUAUUUAUCCUUCCCUGCGCUAUACACCCAGCUUUCAAGUCCACAACAUUGCCUCCCCUCUCCACCGAAUAUCACAGGUUCAUUAGAUACAGAAUACCCUGUAGAAAGCCUGAAAUCAACCACAGACAGUCCCAUCUUAUCAACAGAGAAUCCAGAUAUUGCAGCAACGACAGGAUUUAAUUCUACAUUCAGUUCCCUUUCACAUUUGACAACACAGUCUACAUUAUCAACCAGCACCACAGCUGAAAGUUUGACCUCUGCUGUUAACGCCAGUGUUAACCAGACUGACAUCGAUACUAUGAAAGAGAAAAACCCUCCUGGAAUUUUGGGAACAGAGGAUCAAAUCCAGCUUGACGAGAAAAUUCUUGCGAUAUUGAAUAAGUUGAACCUCACAGACUCUGACCUCAACAAGAUUACUAUUUCAGAAUUAAGUACUUUGUUACAACCGUUAUUCAGCAAUUCUUCUAAAGACCAGUUAAAUGAACUAAGCAGCUACCUGAAGGAGGAAAGACAACCAACAAAGCCCCGAUCACGUAGAUCAAAAGAAUCUGUGAGUCACCACCUCAACAAACGCAGUGAGUGGCCCAGCCUUGAUGACCUCAAGGACAAGCUCCACACCAUCCAGACUACCUUACAGAGAGACAAGUUUCUACUUUUUCUUGUUGUUUUAGCCAUUGUUGUUUUUGGGGAAAUUUUUGCCUCCCCUGUGGAAAAAGUAGCGGACGACUCCUGGUUUGACUUCCUGAAUCGGAUUGAUGACUUGGAGCGAUACGGUCAGCAAAGAUUCUGGGGUUCCAUUGCUUUUGUCUUGGUUCCUAUCAUAGUUACUGUGGCUGUUGAUCACACCCCUUGCUUCCUUCCCUACCAGCUCCAUCACUAUCUGCUGCAUUUUUAUAUCUUUGCUAUUCUAAUGGCUGCUGCUUUAGUCAUCUCCUGCUGCUACCCUGUUCCCCCGCCUGUAAACAGCAAACACACGUCUAAGUUAUGCAAGGGUUUGCGUACAGUCUGCUGUGACGGCCGUGGUUUCUUGUUUUCUGUCACCCUUUUUAUUACAGGCACAGUGUACGCGGCCUACCACAACUUCUUGUUUUGGAGAAUGCAAGAUCUCGGAUCAUCAGAAACUGCCAUGGGUCUGUGUGUCUCGAUAGGCGCUUUUGCUGAGAUCCCAAUGUUACUAAUGAGUGGACGGUUGGUUAAAAAAUUAGGCCCGUCUUGGAUGGUGUCUGUGGCAUUGUUAGUACUCAGCCUCCGUGUUUUGUACUACGCUUUUAUCCCGUACCCAUGGGCGAUCCUUCCCAUUGAGCUUACCCAUGGUGUCACACACACAACUCUUUGGUUUGCUAUUCUUAGCUAUGAUGACUUCAAUAUAGGCGCUACACAAGACAGAACUUUCAGAUCUAUCCUCUCCUCUUUCUACUUUGGCAUUGGCUUCUCAGCAGGAAGUUUCAUAGCUGGCAUGGUGUAUCAUUCUUAUGGCUCAUCUGUUCUGUUUAUUGGCGGCAGUGUUGUGACGGGCUUGUGGUUUGUUUUGUUUUCACUUAUCCAGAUGUGCAUUCCCCAUAAAGAGAAGGUGCGCUACAUCAAGCUGCUGCGUAGUGAGUCUGAUAACUCAGAGGAUGAAGAGGAAGACUGGUUAGAAAUGGCUCUCAAGGAUCACUAAGGUUUAUAUGCUAACAAAUCUGUACCUAGACUCAUUGAGAGGCACCUUUAAGCAACUAGUCAGAGAAUUGCUCUCAUGUAAUACUUCUAAAAAAAAAAAAAUCUUGUUUCAUCUGCCUUACUGUUUUAUUUUACAAGUGUAAAAUUGUUAUCAUGUAAUAUAUUUUUUUAUCCUUUUCCAACUGCCUUGCUACUUUUUUAAAAGUUCAAAAAGUUCUAUUAAUGACCAGCUUUAUGGCAAUUUGAAACAAUUGUUGUAUGAUGAGUGUUCUUUUUCAAUUUCAGUAUUUGUUUUCAGUUGUAAUGUUUGCCUUUUUAACCUUAUGUUCCAUUCCAUUUUAAGUAUUAAGCAGUUUUAUUUUUAAAAUUAGUUUUCUUAUUACAGAAUUCCCAUUUGAUAUUUUUAUAUCUGAAUUUUGUUAUUGAUUUGUCUUAUUUCCUCUCCAUUCCAAGUGCAAUUAAUUCAAUUUUCUGAGGGAAAAUUUGAUUAAUAACUGUUACCUCCCUUUAUUUUGGUCAAAAUUUUAAUUUGAAUAGGCCUACAUUUUAAACAUUUUAUUUAUUAUAGUAUUAUCAGUUUAGUUUAUCAUUAAAACAAUGUUGACAUAAUAGUUUCCUCAUUCAUAGAGAAAUCAUUUGGUUUUUUUUUAUCAAGUGCAAUUAUUUAAUUACACAAUUUUUAUUUUGUUUUAAAAUAUUUUGUCUCAACAUCACAACCAAAGUUAAAGUGCAAUAUAUGUAACAAUUAAUUUUUAAUCUGUUGUAAUUGAUUUUUAAUUAUCUUUUCUACUCUCUAUGCUACAUUCCUUGAGUGAUGAGAUUCCAAAAAACCAUAAUGUUCUACAUUUCUGUGAUUGCUUACAAACUUUCUAAUGCCUAGAAAUUGUUUUGUUUUGUUACAAUAUUCCAUAUUUUAAAAAUAUUAUUGUACCAGUAUAUUUACACCAGAUAUUGGGGUUGGUUUUUGUUUUUACACUCUGCUUUAAGAUCAGCUGUGUUCAUUAUGCAAGUGCCUUCAAUUAAUGUUUACUUAGGCGCAGAAUAUUUUAUUUAAAUUAAUCAUGUGCUAAACUUUUUUUUUCAAUGGCUCAAAAUUAUUGAUUGACUUUUUUAUACAAAUGUUUAACUGUAUACAAGAAAUUGACUGACUCCUAUCUGAUUGAAACCAUGAUUUAUUUUUUAUUUGUUUAUGACAAUGAUUGAUUUACUGAUCGUAUACAGGUAAUUGUUGAUUGUACUUGGUGUGAUUGUCUGAAUACAACCUCAGGUAGUCUGACUGUUGGCUAUGCUAGCUGAUGUUUGAUUCUAAGGUAUUUUUAAAGACCCUUCCUACUUUCUUCAAGAAAGUUUACAUGACAUAAUAUAUCAUAAUUUGUCGCAGACAAAAUAUUUGUCUUUAGAUAUUUUUUUUUUAGAUAUUUUAUACCAAAAUAUUUUUCCUGCGUGGGUUGGAGUGGCCUAGCGGUAGAGCGCUAGACUGCUAACCCGAAAGUCUUGAGUUUGAAUCUUUGUACAAGACAGUAGAACGUUCCCAGAGUCCUCCUAGCUCUGAUGGAUACUUAACUCAUGUUAGGGAAAUUAAAGACGGCUUGGUAUAGUUCUGACCACACUAUCCCUUCAUAUGCUGAGUUCACAAAAAACAGGUGAACUCUACUUCACUUACCCCAUGAGCCAUCAGAUUCGAAAGGGAACUUUAAAAUGUUUUAUUCUGAUAUAUUUUACCCUGAGUUAUUUAGCCUGAAACAGAAAAAUGUUAAGAUGACCACCAUAGUUUAAAAAUGAAUGGCUUAAUGGUGUAAUUACCCUGACACACUCCCCACCCACAACUCCCCAUCCCACAAUACACAUUCCAGUGUUACAUAUUGUGCUUUGAUUGACACCAGCACUCAAAACCUAGCCAGCUGGACGGUUGCCAUUGACAUCUUUAGCUCAGAUUUAAGCUCAGACACAUAGCUAGAGCUCAUUGAUGCAUUUAUUUAUCAUUAGUGUAGGUAGCUUGACAUCAGCAAUCAUACCUGACAUUCAGUACAGUUUUAAUUAUGUUACUCUUAUGUUAUUGAGUUCAUCUCUAAAGUUCAUCAGUAUAUUUUGUGGUUUUUAUUUUUAAUUUCUAGUCUAUGUUAAAUAUUUGUACUAAAUAACUCAUCACUAAGCUUUAAGAUUAUUGACCAUGACUUACUAUUUUUUUGUUAUAUUUAUUAUAAUUUGUUUUGUCAUUCCUAGUCUUUAUAAACUAUUUGUACGAGAAAAUCAACUAUGACUUACUAUUGUCAACUUUUUUGUUAUAUUUAUUUUGUUAUUCCUAGUCUUCUUCAACUAUUUGUACUAGUAUACCAAUCAUGACUUACUAUUUUCUUUUUUAGUUACAUUUUUUGUUAUUCCUAAUCUUUGUUAACAAUUUCUACUAAUUAAUGCAAAUCAUCAGCAAGCCUUAAGAUUGUUACCAUGACUUAUGUCUCCUUCUUUUUCCUUUUAUUCACUAUGUAUUUCCAGGUGCCUUAAUCUUUAAAUAUACUCUCAUAUUUAUUCUUAGAUGAAACUAUUUACACUGUAUAUAAAUCAUUUAUAUAUACCCUUUUAUUUAAAAGAAAUACUAUUUGCAUGGAAACUUUUAUUUAUAUUUGAUAAAUUCCAAUCCUAAUGAAUUUGUGAACGUUUAAAGUUUUGUGCUUGCUCUCAACAGUAAUAUUACCCAAUUUCUUACUUAUAUGGCGAGUAAUGAAGUUGAAUGUUAUUUUACUGCAUGUCAUAUUCUUAUGGUCAAUAAUAUCACUGAAUUCCAUUUCUAAUGUAUCUGAGAAAGCAUCUUCUAUAUCUGUCACAUUUAGUUUUGAUUAUCAGACUUGAGUGCUCAUUUUUCAUCAUCCUUCAUUU
Messenger RNA from Physella acuta, 4967 nucleotides. RefSeq names its product major facilitator superfamily domain-containing protein 6-like protein A. Gene Ontology annotation, cellular component: membrane. The record is from RefSeq and is a predicted model, not a curated record. NCBI's taxonomy places the organism in Eukaryota, Metazoa, Mollusca, Gastropoda, Physidae.